AUGAAGAAUCGCUAUUUUCUUCUUGAUGAAACGAUCCCGGCCAAAGAGAUCAGUCGGAUGAUGUGCCGAGUGGUGGUAGAUAAACUGCUGCCACUCCACCACUUUGCCCCCUCCGAGCCCUCGUCGACCGAAGAACCUAGCCAUCACACAAACGAUAUAAUUCCUGAUAUUCUCCCCGAGCCUUUCAUCUCCACAUCCAGGCAGGAUUUUGUCACAAGCGUGCACCGCUCGGCCAUUGUGUCAACCCUAACCACUUAUCUGGGAUUGGAUCUCUCUCGUGAGGAUCAGCAAAGUGUCUCCCUGCAUAGCGAGUCGGUCAAAAGAUUUACACUCUCUAAUCCAGCAAACCAAUUCGACCGGUUGGUUGCUAAUCCGCUUUAUGCCCGGGAUGUCUUCAACCUCUUGCAGAAGGCCCGGCUUGGAAAGGCUUACCUUGUCGUUGGCUUCCUCACAGUCACCGGUGCCGUGUGGCAGCACAAGCGAAACCGAGAGCACUCUGAAGGGGGUAGAAUCAGUGUGCCGGCUAAGCGAAGUAAAGGUCAUCAUCUGACUUUCGGACACGAUGACGAUGAAGUAGAGCCAGGCUCCGAUAAGGAAGAUGCCAUCGAGGAGGGCAAGAUAAUUAUCGUUUAUGAUGAUGAUGUCGAGGAACCAAAUACCUCCCGUGUGUAUGAGGCGGGAGAGUUUGCGCUGAAUUAG
Molecule: messenger RNA, 699 nt
Organism: Penicillium angulare
Lineage: Eukaryota; Fungi; Ascomycota; Eurotiomycetes; Eurotiales; Aspergillaceae
Exons: 2
Coding region: 1-699 (232 amino acids)
Source: RefSeq, a predicted model, not a curated record